AUGGCCGCCAAGAUGGGCGCACAGGGCCAGAUGCCCCCCAUACCCAACAGGGAGGAUAUUGUCGCAACAUGGAAUUACCUCCAAGCUGGUAUCGCACGCGUAAUGAACGACCUUGAACAGGGUAUCGACAUGCAAAUGUAUAUGGGUGUCUAUACCGCCGUCCACAACUUUUCGCAUCUUCUCGGCGAGGAGCUAUACAACAAACUUAUAGAUUACCUGAAGCAUCACCUCGAGAAUCUCGUGAAUCAAAGCAAGACUCACACCGACGAGGCCUUGCUCGCUUUCUACAUCAAAGAAUGGGGUCGAUACACAGUCGCUGCCAAGUACAUUCACCACCUCUUCCGCUACCUCAACCGGCACUGGGUCAAGCGGGAGAUUGACGAGGGCAAGAAGAAUAUCUACGACGUCUACACGCUGCAUCUCGUGCAAUGGAGAAAGGAGCUCUUUGAGAAGGUUAGCGUCAAGGUUAUGGAUGCGGUUCUCAAGCUCGUCGAGAAGCAGAGGAAUGGCGAAACUAUCGAGCACGGCCAGAUUAAGCAAGUCGUGGAUUCCUUCGUUUCUCUGGGAUUGGACGAGGCAGACCCAUCCAAGUCAACCCUCGAUGUCUACCGCUACCAUUUCGAGCGCCCAUUCCUCGAUGCCACUAAGGACUUUUACAAUGCCGAAUCGAAGCAAUUUGUGGCAGAGAACAGUGUUGUGGAAUACAUGAAGAAGGCCGAAGCGCGCCUCGCUGAGGAAGAGGAACGUGUUCGCAUGUAUCUUCAUCAGGACAUUGCCAUCCCACUCAAAAAGUCUUGCAAUCAAGCUCUUAUUGCAGACCACUCAGCUCUUCUUAGGGAGGAGUUCCAAGUACUUCUUGAUAAUGAUCGCGAAGAAGACAUGGCCAGGAUGUAUAAGCUUCUGUCAAGGAUUCCGGACGGGCUCGAGCCGCUUAGAUCCCGCUUCGAAACACACGUCAGGAAGGCUGGCCUUGCUGCCGUGCAAAAGGUCUCGUCUUCGGAGGGUGAAAAGCUUGAGCCAAAGGUUUAUGUGGACGCUCUACUUGAGAUUCACACACAGUAUCAGGGUCUUGUUGAGCGAGCCUUCAAGAGCGAGCCUGAGUUUACACGAUCUCUGGACAAUGCAUGCAGGGAGUUCGUCAACCGUAACGAAGUCUGCAAAUCCGGAUCUAGCAAAUCGCCGGAGCUGUUGGCUAAGUACGCCGAUCACUUGCUCAAGAAGAGCAGUACCAGCAUCGAGGAAUCCGAAUUGGAACAUAUUCUUGAUCAGAUCAUGACGGUAUUCAAGUACAUCGAAGACAAGGACGUAUUCCAAAAGUUUUACUCACGGAUGCUUGCUCGACGCCUAGUAAACAGCAACUCGUCUUCCGAUGAUGCAGAGACCAGCAUGAUCAGCAAACUCAAGGAAGCGUGCGGUUUUGAGUACACCAACAAGCUUCAGCGUAUGUUCCAGGAUAUGCAAAUCUCGGCAGAUUUGAACAAGGACUUCCGGGCUCACCUCGAAGACGUUGAGUCUGCGAAGGUGGUCGACUCAACUUUCUCUAUUCUAGGAACCGGUUUUUGGCCAUUGACGGCGCCGUCCACUGACUUCAACCCGCCUCCUGAAAUCGCAGCCGAGAUCGAGCGUUUUUCACGUUUCUAUAAGCACAAGCAUGAUGGCCGUAAGCUCACGUGGAUGUGGCAUCUUUGCAAGGGUGAGAUCAAGGCUGGCUACUGCAAGGCUAGCAAGACUCCCUACACUUUCCAGGUAUCGAUCUACCAGAUGGCUAUCCUCCUGCUUUUCAACGAGAAGGACAGCUACAGCUAUGAUGAUAUGCUCAGCGCUACUCAACUCAGCAAGGAGGUUAUAGAUCAGGCCCUUGCUACUAUCUUGAAGGCAAAGGUGCUCGUCAUGCCCGGCGCAUCUGGUGAAAAGCCAGGGCCGGGUAAGACUUUCAAGCUCAACUAUGACUUCAAGAGCAAGAAAAUCCGUAUUAAUUUGAACAUUGGUGGUGUUAAGGAGGCUAAGCAAGAGGAGGUCGAGACCAACAAGACAAUCGAGGAGGACCGAAAGCUGGUUCUUCAGUCCGCAAUCGUGCGAAUCAUGAAGGCACGUAAGAAGAUGAAGCACCAGAACCUAGUCAGUGAGACUAUCAACCAGAUCAGGUCCCGCUUUGUGCCAAAGGUUGGCGACAUCAAGAAGUGCAUAGAAAUUUUACUUGACAAGGAGUACCUAGAGCGUCUAGACGACGAUGAGUUAGGAUACCUUGCUUAA
Messenger RNA from Fusarium coffeatum, 2253 nucleotides. RefSeq lists its product as uncharacterized. The coding region runs from base 1 to 2253 and encodes 750 amino acids. The transcript has 5 exons. Gene Ontology annotation, biological process: protein ubiquitination; SCF-dependent proteasomal ubiquitin-dependent protein catabolic process. Lineage: Eukaryota; Fungi; Ascomycota; Sordariomycetes; Hypocreales; Nectriaceae. The record is from RefSeq and is a predicted model, not a curated record. Gene Ontology annotation, cellular component: SCF ubiquitin ligase complex. Gene Ontology annotation, molecular function: ubiquitin protein ligase binding.